This is a messenger RNA of Phytophthora nicotianae INRA-310, 411 nucleotides long. RefSeq lists its product as hypothetical. Lineage: Eukaryota; Oomycota; Peronosporomycetes; Peronosporales; Peronosporaceae. The transcript has 2 exons. Bases 1 to 411 code for a protein of 136 amino acids. The record is from RefSeq and is a predicted model, not a curated record.
AUGUUGUUUGCAAUGUUGCUCAGGAUGAAUGAGUUCUACAAAGUUUGUGCAAAGUGUGAAGCCUGGUUUGACGAUAUGGUGUGGCUUCUAUUUACUAAUCGGGCGAACAUGCUACAUGCACCGAAGCUAUUUGACGAAGAGACAAACUCAGAUCAAUUGUUACCUUCGGAGGCGGGGGCAAAAAACGAAGAACUGGCCAAUGACACUACAAAUAUUCUACGUGGUAUCUGUCUGGCCUCUGAAUUCAGACUAACUAGUGGUGAAUGCUCGAUCAAGAUGGAUAAUAUGGUGGGGAGUUUUGCUCGGGGUAGAGCGCUUAACGACCUCAUCAUUGAUUUCUGCAUUUGCUUCAUCUGCGCUGGGUGGCUGCUAGUCUAUGAGUUCGUUCGCGCCAACUAUGGGAUGCUCUAA